Molecule: messenger RNA, 975 nt
Organism: Diaporthe amygdali
Lineage: Eukaryota; Fungi; Ascomycota; Sordariomycetes; Diaporthales; Diaporthaceae
Exons: 4
Coding region: 1-975 (324 amino acids)
Biological process (GO): DNA-templated transcription
Molecular function (GO): DNA binding; zinc ion binding
Source: RefSeq, a predicted model, not a curated record
AUGGUCGAGAGCAAGCGACCUCGACCAGGCUGGGUGCACCCUACGGAUGCCAUAUUGCUAGGAGGCUCAGAUCAAAUCUGCCUGGUCGAUAGAUCUGACGGGGAUAAGAAACUUCAGUGUUUUCUUGACAUGGUGCACCCGCUGCAUCCUUUCCUUGAUAAAAAUGAACUCCUUGCACAGUACGAAGAAACCAUGAGCCGAGGGUUUGAUUCUGGGAACCAAACAGCCCUGAUUAUGGCUAUUCUAGCCCUAGGCGCGAUUUCCUCAGACCCAAUAGGCCAUCCCUCGGAGAGUCGACAGGGACAUCUCGUUUCGGUCGAAUUAGAGCAUUUCAAUGGCGCAGAGGCGGCGCAAGUCACUCAAGCACUCCUACUUUGUGUCCUUUACUUCAACUAUGCUGGGGAUCCAUUAAUGGCUUGGCGGCUCGUGCACAUGGCAUCAACGAGUAUCCAGCAAGUCUUGAAUCGUGAUCUUUUAGCCGAGUUUCACCAACCGAGGAGCGGAAUCGAGCUGCUCGUUGACAAGCUACCAUUCCCAGAUUAUGGGGAGUCUCCUGGCCCGGAAAACCUUUAUGUCUUAGCUGAGAUAUCAGCGAGGUUGUUGCUGAAUCGGAUCCACCACGCCCUCUUUCACGCUGAUAAUCUUGCAGUCUAUGCUGGAGCCGCUUCGGAGAUCCCAUCCUUUCACCGCCAGCGUAGCACACAUAGCCCUAACGCGUCACUACUGAGGGUCUGUGAUGAGCUUGAGCGCCAAUUGCAGAGCUGGUACGAUUCACUGCCAGAAGUCAUCAGACCGGAUAUUAGCGGGACAGGGAACAGCGAGAGCCGACAUGCCUCGGUGCUAGAGUUAAGGUAUUGGUCUACCAAGCAGAACAUCUACCGAAACUUUGUCAUCUACGUAACCCAAGGCUCUUCUGACAUUGGGAACAUCAUGGAUUCAGGCACUACUUCCGCUGCCAUCCAGACAUUCCUGUAA